Messenger RNA from Toxorhynchites rutilus septentrionalis, 2784 nucleotides. RefSeq lists its product as uncharacterized. The coding region runs from base 1 to 2784 and encodes 927 amino acids. The transcript has 2 exons. Gene Ontology annotation, molecular function: nucleic acid binding. The record is from RefSeq and is a predicted model, not a curated record. Gene Ontology annotation, biological process: DNA integration. NCBI's taxonomy places the organism in Eukaryota, Metazoa, Arthropoda, Insecta, Diptera, Culicidae.
AUGUCCACGAGCAAAUUGUCGAAUAUGAAAGGCGAGGAUAUGCCCGAGUCGUACGGAAUCCACGCAAGCCGCAUAGCUGGCGAUAUCCGCCAGAUGUUUCACCAAUUGCUGACACGAGAGGAAGAUCGUCAAUCGCAGAGAUUCUUAUGGCGUUUUGAUCCAGCAGCUACUCCAGAUAUUUACGUAAUGGAUGUGGCCACAUUCGGGGCUACAUGUUCCCCUUGUUCGGCGCAGUAUGUUAAAAAUUUAAACGCAGAGGAGUUUUCUAGUACAUACCCUGUAGCAUCAAAAGCAAUAAUUCACAAUACAUAUGUGAAUGAUUUUCUAGCCAGCAUAGACACUAUCCAUGAAACGGUCAAACUGACCGAAGACGUUCGUACGUUACACAGUAAGGCAGGAUUCGAAAUUCGGAAUUGGCAAUCCAACGAUCAACAGAUUCUGCGACGGGUCGGGGGAGAUAGCCUCGAAACAUUUAAAAGUUUCUCUAUAGAAAAGCAAACAACAACGGAACGUAUUCUGGGAAUGAUGUGGGUACCCGCCGAGGAUGUAUUUGUAUUCAUUGUCCAAUUCCGAGAUGACCUCCAAACACUGCUGACUGGUGAAGUCGUCCCAACUAAAACACGAGUUCUUUGUGUGGUUAUGAGCCUUUUCGAUCCGCUGGGAAUCAUUUCUACCUACACCAUCCAUGGCAAGAUCCUGAUACAGGAUGUGUGGCGCUCAGCAAUUGACUGGGAUGAUCCGCUUUGUGAACAAGAAUUCAUAGGAUGGCGACGAUGGGUAAGAUUGGCUCCAGAUCUGGUUAACGUAAAGGUUCCAAGAUGUUACUUCCCGAACUACGAUCCGAGUAGGUACGGAACUACGCAGCUGCAUUUAUUUAGCGACGCAAGCGAGCUAGCGUGUUGUGCCGUUGCAUAUUUCCGCAUCGUUGAUCGCGGUUCACCAAGGUGCACUUUGAUAAGUGCGAAGGCAAAGGUCACACCUCUGCGUCCACAAUCUAUCCCACGUAAUAAGCUUAAUGCAGGAGUAAUUGCUGUUCGACUGUUGGAAACCAUUCUGGAAAAUCAUGAUUUGCCGAUAUCAAAAAGAUUUAUUUGGACCGACUCCACAACCGCUCUAUCUUGGCUCAAAGCCGAUCCUCGAAAGUAUCGACAGUACGUAGGAUUUAGAGUAGCCGAAAUCCUUGCUGAAACCGAGCCUGAAGAGUGGCGUUGGGUGCCAACACGCUUAAAUCCGGCCGACAAAGCUACCAAGUGGGGUUCCGGACCAUGUUUUGACCCGAAUGAUGACUGGUAUCGUGGUCCUGAUUUCUUGCGUCUAGCCGAGGAGAAGUGGCCUACCAGAAUGCCAGAUCCGGGCGAACCCGUGGAGGAAUUGCGAGCAGAUCAUGUACAUCGCGAGGAGAAAAUUGAUGAAACUCUAUUCAAUGUCAAUGAUUUUUCUCGUUUGGAUGAUUUAAUUAAGUUCCUCUCUUACCUGUACCAUUUUGUACAUCUAUGUCGCUUGAGUACUCGUACACCAUCAGAAUCGCGAGUAGCAACUCUCGUCCAACAGGAUUAUACUGCAGCAGAGAAAUGUAUGUGGAAAAUUGUGCAAAAAGAAACAUUCCGUGACGAAAUAGCUUUACUUCAAAAGAACGCAAAUCUGCCAUUGAACAAACAAAAAUAUCUGAUGAAGUCUAGUCCGCUGAUAAAGGUUUCUCCAUUCCUGGACGAUGAUGGUGUUCUCCGUGCUAGAUCCAGGAUUGACCCCAAAGCUGAAUUUUAUGAAUUCAACUUUCGCAACCCAAUAAUUCUCCCGAGGCAAAGCCAUGUUGGAAAUCUUCUGAUACAAAAAUACCAUGAACGGUAUGGGCAUGCGAAUGUUGAGACUGUCGUGAAUGAGCUGAGACAGAGAUACUAUGUUCCAAAGUUACGUUCUGUGGUAAAAAAGAUUGUCGGCAGAUGUAUGUGGUGUCGAGUUUAUCGAGCCAAACCUGAAGAGCCUCCAAUGGCUCCGCUGCCCCAAGCGAGGGUAAAUCCGUACGUUCGCCCAUUUACCUUCACAGGGUUAGACUAUUUUGGACCAUUGGUGGUGAAAAGAGGAAGAAGCAACGUUAAACGGUGGGUGGCACUAUUCACGUGUCUCACCAUAUGUGCUGUACACAUGGAAGUGGCACAUACGUUGUCCACGGAAUCUUGUAAGAUGGCCAUCCGUCGCUUCGUAGCUAGGAGAGGAGCGCCACAGCAGAUGUUCAGUGACAAUGGCACCAAUUUUCGAGGGGCCGCUCGAAAACUGAAUGAAGAAAUUCGAGCCAUCAAUCGGAGAAUCGCUGGGACAUUCACAAAUGCCGAUACCGAAUGGCAUUUUAAUCCGCCCUCCGCGCCCCAUAUGGGGGGCGUGUGGGAACGCAAAGUACGGUCGGUGAAAGAGGCUUUGAAUACACUUGUCCGCCAAGGUAGCUUAGACGAUGAAGGCCUGUUGACGUUCCUUGCAGAAGCUGAGAUGUUGGUGAACUCUCACCCUCUAACGUUCGUACCACUGGAGUCACCAGACCAAGAACUGGUCACACCUAACAAUUUUCUCGUCAAGAGUUCGAGCGGAGCAAAUAGUCAAAUCAAAAUUCCCAUUAACGAUGAUGCGAACCUACGAACAAAUUGGAAACGAAUGCAGUUUUUUGGACCAGUUUUAGAGAUGCUGGAUCAAGUCCUAUCUUCCUACGAUUGCCAGAAAAACAAAGUGGCACAAAGAAGUACGAAAGCUUAUGGAAGGCGACCUUGUGAUUAUCGUGGACGAGUCGGUUCGUAA